Molecule: messenger RNA, 2839 nt
Organism: Athene cunicularia (burrowing owl)
Lineage: Eukaryota; Metazoa; Chordata; Aves; Strigiformes; Strigidae
Gene: ESM1
Product: endothelial cell specific molecule 1
Exons: 4
Coding region: 277-945 (222 amino acids)
Cellular component (GO): extracellular region
Source: RefSeq, a predicted model, not a curated record
UCAAUUCCUGGAUGGCAGCAGAGUGCUAAUCCAACCUUCAUCCUGGAUUUCAUAAACUGAAACAAGGGAGGCUGGCAGAAGCAGCGCUGCCGGAUUGAGGAAGCUGACGACGGUGCAGCAUGUGGGCAACACACUGUAUAAAGCUCAUAAACUUGUAGGCUGAUGUGUGCAGCUACCACUUUGGAUUCUGUACUGCUGCCUUCCCCCGGCACAAGGCACCAGAAGGCUGAGCAUUAAAGCUUGCUCUUUGGGACGGAGCAUUUACCCCUGCAAGACAUGAAGGGCUUCCUGUUUCUCACACUCUUCCUGAUGCCCGUGCACGCUGGAACUGCUUGGAGUGCGAAAUACGCAGUAGAUUGUCCUGAGCCCUGUGACAGUAACGCAUGCAAAAGUACCUUGCGCUGUAAGCGAACGGUGCUGGAUGACUGUGGCUGUUGCAGAGUGUGUGCAGCUGCUCUGGGGGAGACUUGCUAUCGUACAGUCUCGGGUAUGGAUGGUGUCAAGUGUGGUCCUGGGCUGAAGUGCCAGUUUUACACUGAGGAGGAUGACUUUGGUGAUGAAUUUGGUAUCUGCAAAGAGUCAGGAUGGCUAAAUUCUCUCUCGUUGCCUGCGACUGAUUUACAUCGAAGUUGUGGAAAAAUGAAAUCUCUGUUCUUCAAUUUCUUAUUUCUAAAAUGGGUAAAACAUGAGUGUCCCUAUGGUACCUAUGGAAUGGAAUGCAGGAAAACCUGCAACUGUCCCUCUGGCAUCUGUGACAGAGUAACCGGGAAGUGUUUGAAGUUUCCAUUUUUUCAACUGUCUGCUUCAAAGCCCUCAAAUCCACGAAAAAUAGUUUCACACACAGAGAAUGACAUGGCAUCAGGGGAUGGCAAUUCUGUAAAAGAGGAAUUUGUUAAAGAGAAAGCUAUUCACUCUCCGGUAAUGAAAUGGCUAAAUCCUCGCUGAAAUUUACUUGUACUCAUAAGACUUUCAAGUGAAUGCAUUUCUCACAGAUUAUUGAAUAUGCAACAACACACUUUAAGAACAAAGUAGAUCUAUAGCAUAUGAAAAUGUAACCUCUGAAGGGCAAUUGUGAUUCUGUUUUUCAUGACAAAAAUGUUUACUUAAAAAUAGACUGUACAGUGUAUAUGAUUUUGAUAUUUGUUUUGAUACAUAUUUGAACAGAGAAAUGCAUUGUGGAUUCCUGAAUGUAUAGUAGUAUUAAAAACCCAACACAAUUCAACACUCCUCAUUUAAAUAAUGCCAGAGGCUGACUCUUGCAGCCUGAGGCUGGGAAAGCUCUCACUGAAUGCAGUGGGCAGUUUGGGUGAGUGAAACCAUUGGUGUGGAGCCAAGGUGAAAGAAACACACAUCAACAAAUCCCAGGAUAGAAAGCAACACCCCUGAAUCACAAGAAUAAUAAUAACAACGUAGGAGCACAACAGUAUGAUUAAAAUAAACCACUGUUAGUCAUUAGUCAUCUUCUGGUUUUUGGAAGUUUGGUGACACUUCUUUGGAGAUAAAUACACCUUUCUUUAGUGAAAAAACACUCAGUGUUCCAGUUUAUAUAUUGUGAAUAAUGUAGCCAAGACACUGCAGACUUAUGCUGUAUUGAGGUGGAUUUCUCAAGUUAAAUUAUAUGCAGAGAAACAGCAGCUUGGUACAUUAUACAGAUUUGUAAAAGGGGACCCAAUAUAAAAGAAGCUGCUUAGCAUUAUUUAAAUAUAUAUAUAUUUCUAUAUAGCAACUACUAGUGCCAUUAAGGCAACGUCUACGUUUCUUGGGGAAGAGCGGGUUUGAUGCCAGAGGCCAGCAAACAGACCUUCAUACUUUCCAUCUUCAGCACUAGCUGAAGCCCAGCUGCAACUAACAGGGAGUUCAUCUGAUCCAGCAUAGUGAAGACUUGGACCCUCAGUGAGUGGUAGUGCAGCCACAGCCUACAGUACUUUGGUACCUACUCCUUUGUUUCUUGCUUGCAUGAGCAAGUGGUCCCAUUUCAUCCGGGAGAACAACAUACAUUAGAGUGUUGUAGGAACCCUCAGUCCCUCAUUCAGUUCAGACUGGACAAUGUAUUUGCAACAUAAAAAUCCAUCCAUCAUGAGAUGGGUUUGCUAAUAUAUCUGGAAACAACCAGAUCAUCAGAUAAUGGAAAUUGAUGUAACUGUGCCAGAGUGCAGAGCACGCUUACUGGAAAUGUGGUUUGAAUUGAAUAUUUCCUUUGAAAUCAAUGUGAGUUUUGACAGUGACUUCAAUUAAAGAAGGAGCACACAGUACUGCAGCCAAACUUUGGUACAGGAUCUGAAAACAUGCUUUUAAAACUACAAAUGGCAGAAACUCCAAAGCCUUUAAAGAGUACAAAUCCUGAUCCAAAGCCAAUGUCAGUGGAAGCAGGCUGCUUUCACCUGGGAAAGCAUCAUUGAACUGUGCUGCUCUAGAACAAGAGAAUGAUGGCAGCAGCAGACAUCUAAAUGUCAGUACAUCAAGGCAGGCUCUCCUACCACGAUAAUUAGAGGCACAUAAACAUACAUCUCAGCCUAGCAUAUACCACAUUUUAACCUGUAUUGGAUGUUUAGGACUGAGAGGGAGCAGCAUUAUCUUGGGCUGUUUACAAGUAAGCGUAUUGAUUCUCAUCUACUGAUAUCAGAAGUAAUUUUUUCUUGACUUCAGUGAGAGCAGGAUCAAACCCAUCGUCCUUCAGCAGACUGAAGAGAAUUAUUUAAAGAAUGUAGUAAAUAUUUGUAUACAUUAUUAUUAUUUUCCAACAGUGUCAUAAAUGACAUUAUGAGGUCUUGAAUGUAAAUCUAAUAAGCUGGUCAGUUUUAAAAAGUAUAUGAUUAUUAUUGUUCAAUAAAAAAACAAC